This is a messenger RNA of Plectropomus leopardus (leopard coralgrouper), 634 nucleotides long. NCBI's taxonomy places the organism in Eukaryota, Metazoa, Chordata, Actinopteri, Perciformes, Serranidae. The record is from RefSeq and is a predicted model, not a curated record.
CGCGCUGCUCUUACCCAUCAUGGAGUGUGCAGGAAAGGACAUCAGCUGCUGGUUCGACCCCGAAACCAAAGACGUCCUGAAAUACGUCGACCCUCUGACGAACUGCGUGAGGUACUACACCCCCAGGGGGCGCUUUGUGCACACCCCCCCCGCCGGCCCGCGCUCUGACUGGGCCAACGACAUCGGGCAACCGUGGUGGAGGGACGAACGCUACGAGGUGGGACAGCUGUCCGCCAAGACCAGGUGGAUACGAGUCAUCAACACACUGACGUCACAGGAGCAGCGGCUGCAGGUGUGCUCGGAGGAGACUCUGGCUGAGAUCCUGCAGCGUUACCUUCGCUUUAACGCCCACGCCAUCAGCUACACGUGGAAACACGGCGGGGCGAGCCUGGACAUGAGCCGCACGCUCAGCGAGAACGACGUCCCCGACGACGACCUCCGGCUGCAGCAGCUGCGACUGGACCCCGACCUGUUCGCCCCCGCCAUCCUGCUGCACUUCAACGACGACCUCACCGAAGGCUGACCUCUGACCUCUGACGGCCUGAUCAGUUCACAGAAGUCGCCGCGUGAGAACUUCAACAGAAAAUUAAAACGCUCAGAAACUCUUUCCUUUUUGAUCUGUCAGACACAAACA